AAUUGUCCACAUCUUCAAGAGAUGAUCGUUAAUAAACUUUCUAAGACUUCAAUACGAAUGUUAUCAGCCGACAUGAGUAGAACUCGAAAGCUGCCCAAGCCCAAUUAUGGUCCCGUGGACGUGCAGCGUUCGGUCCUCAUGAAUGGGAUGAAAGUGGCAGUAGCCAAACCUCUUGGAGGUCAGAUUGGUGCUUGCACAGUAAUGUAUCAGGCUGGCUCCCGAUAUGAAAAGGAUCAAUACCUAGGCGCUAGCCACUUUCUGCGUACCGCAUCUAGUGCCUCCAGCUGUGCCUUUUCUGCCUUCACCAAAAUGCGCUAUAUGGGCCAAAAAGGUGCUUCAAUUACCUGCACUAGUAACAGGCAAUCCAUAGCAUACACAUUGCGCUGUCCAGUCACUACCUUCCCAGAAAUGAAAUGUUUCCUACUGGAUACUGUUAUUAGAUGCUGCUUCAAAGAAUGGGAGAUGGACGACUUAAAACCCAUGGUCAGAGACGAUUUACACCGCAUUCAUCCAGAGAAACGUGUGUUGGAUUUGGCCCAAAAGGCUUGUUGGGGAGGACCUCUCAACAACUCUAUUUACUGCGAGCCAUCAAGGAUAGACAGUAUGAAUGGAGAGAUCCUCAACAACUAUACUGAAUGGAACUACAAGUCCGACCAUUGUUCAGUGGCUAGUGUCGGUGUUCCCUUUGAAGAGACCAUAAAAAUGGCGGAAGCUAUCGAGCCUAGACGAAUAAAGCCAGAAGCAAGGCGUGUCGAACCAUCAAUCCCGAGACGAGGGUUCGAGUUGUAUGACCUGGGGGCUAACAGCGACACCUGGAUAUGUGUGGUUGUGCCCGGGUGUGGAUCUCGAGACUUAACGAGCCUACUGAAUCACUCAAUAGUAGCACACGCUUGUGGAACAGGUAACAUGCAGGACGGGACACACGUAUUAGACCGCACACCGGAACAGCCACUCGGAUACAUGGCGGGAAAUGAUGUUUAUACCUCAUACAGAGCAUUCAAUUUAUCGUAUCAUGAUACUGGCGUUUUCGGUAUAAUAGCAAGAACUCGUGCCCCUACGGCUUGGAACGUAACAAAAGCAGCCGCACAAUUUUUGUGUAAUGUCGGAUGUCUCACCUAUAAACAGAUAGAAAUUGGUAAAAAGAGACUUAAAGUCAGUUUAGCAAUCCAUGAUGAUGACUGCGUGAGAGUGGCCGAGGGACUAGCACUACAGCUAGCCAACGGUUAUAUUGUGGACACCGCGAAAGACUCCAUGGCUAUGAUUGAUAACAUCUCUAUUGAAGAUAUAUCAAAGACUGCAAUGUCUUUGUCUCGUAAAUAUCGAGAUAUGGCUCUUGCUGUUGUAGAAUUCCGUCUUCUAAACCUCAACACGGCAUUAAAGACAAUUUCUGAAUGCAAGCCUAUUAUUCCUAAUGUAAAAGUUAAGAAUGACUUGGUUUGUAAACAAAAUGUCCUGUCAUUUGCACCACGGAGUGUUGGUGUUGAAAUAAUUGAUAGGCGGAAAUAUAAUGGGAUAAAACAGGACCCGAUACCUUACAUACCUAUUGUGAACCCUCGGUCCAUCCUCCCACUGCUGGACAAGGAGUGGAGGAAGGAUGAGAUAGGGCUGCCAUCUAUUCAGCAAGAUGAGAUCCAUGCUGCGAGGUUGAUUGUCAUUAGGAGGAAGAAGAUGAAGAAACAUCAGAGAAGGAAGCUGUGGAAGAAGAUGCGGUACACUUGGGCUAGGGUAAAGCAGCACCGUCGUCAAGCCAAAGAGAAGAAAUUCCAGAACUCUCUAUUGGCUAUGGUAAAGGAAGCAAAUGAGUUCCAAGCUGAGCAGUAUGUUGCUGACAAGAUCCAGAAGGCCAACCACACUCCGCUCCCAACUCGCUGGAAACACAAACGUUUGCCAGAGUUCCUCAUUCGACAACUGCUGGGUAUAGACAAGAAGAUUAACUAUAAGCACACCGAUGUUUACAAAGCUUGAUUAGUUUGUUCAAUUUAUGUAAUAUUAAAGUAGUUUUAUUUAAUUGGAGUUUAUUUAUGUAAUUAGUAGAUUCUUA
Messenger RNA from Spodoptera littoralis (African cotton leafworm), 2041 nucleotides. The record is from the annotation of a GenBank genome assembly. Lineage: Eukaryota; Metazoa; Arthropoda; Insecta; Lepidoptera; Noctuidae.